Messenger RNA from Cricetulus griseus (Chinese hamster), 969 nucleotides. Lineage: Eukaryota; Metazoa; Chordata; Mammalia; Rodentia; Cricetidae. The record is from RefSeq and is a predicted model, not a curated record.
AUGUUUUUAGAUUCCCUGGACUCAGAUCAACAGACAUUUGUGGCAUUCCCAAUUAAAGUGCUAGGAAACAAAUUAAAAGCUUCAAGAUCAAGGCUGUUGCGGGGCGUGGGUGGCAGGCACGGGCAGUUCGGGAGGGGAGGGGGCGCGGCGGUGGCGGCAGGGGAGAGCAUGGCUCAGCGGAUGGUCUGGGUGGACCUGGAGAUGACAGGAUUGGACAUUGAGAAGGAUCAGAUUAUCGAGAUGGCCUGUCUGAUAACUGACUCUGAUCUUAACAUUUUGGCUGAAGGUCCCAACCUGAUUAUCAAACAGCCGGAUGAGUUGCUGGACAGCAUGUCAGAUUGGUGCAAGGGGCAUCAUGGGAAGUCUGGUCUUACCAAGGCAGUGAAGGAGAGUACAACUACAUUGCAGCAGGCAGAGUACGAAUUUCUGUCCUUUGUACGACUGCAGACUCCUCCGGGGCUCUGUCCACUUGCAGGGAAUUCAGUUCAUGCAGAUAAGAAGUUUCUUGACAAAUACAUGCCCCAGUUCAUGAAACAUCUUCAUUACAGGAUAAUUGAUGUGAGCACUGUUAAAGAGCUGUGCAGACGCUGGUAUCCAGAGGAUUAUGAAUUUGCACCGAAGAAGGCUGCUUCUCACAGGGUACUCGAUGAUAUUAGCGAAAGCAUCAAAGAGCUUCAGUUUUACCGAAAUAACAUCUUCAAGAAAAAGACAGGCGAAAAGAAGAGGAAAAUUAUAGAAAAUGGGGAAAAUGAGAAGACUUUAACUUUCCAUCUCCAGACUCCUCAAGCAGACAAGACAUCACUGUUUGUUUCUUCUAACCUGCUGUUUCCGUUAUGACACAGCAACUCUUCUGUAAGCUUCAGGCCACGCCUACCCCCUCAGUCCAUAUCUGCUCUUGCUUAUAGGCCAUUCCUUUUGUUUGAAAAUAAAUAAUAAAUAAAGCUAGUUCUAUUGAAAUGCAAAAAAAAA